GCGGACCACGCCCCGGCCCCGGCUCUGUGCACCGGGCUAGCUUAGCUCACUGCUGCCGCUACAUCCGGGCGCCCCGUUAGGUUUACCAGCGCUGCGAAGAUGGCGACCACAGGGAGGAGUGCAUUAUUAUCCUCCACCUCCACUGGACCUAAGAGCACAUUGGACAACUCCAACCCAGAAGAGGAUGACGGACAGAACUUAUGGUCCACCAUCCUGAGUGAAGUGUCGACUCAUUCAAGGUCUAAGCUACCGUCUGGGAAAAAUGUCCUGGUCAUGGGUGAGGUGGGUUCGGGGAAGACCACAUUGGUUGCGAAACUACAGGGGAUUGAGGAGUACAUGAAGGGCCGUGGCCUGGAAUACCUUUACUUCAGCGUUCAUGAUGAUGACAUUGAUGACCAGACUCGGUGUAAUGCUUGGGUGCUGGAUGGGGACCUUUACCAUAAGGGGCUUCAGGGCGUGGCCGUUCCGGUGGACUCUAUCGAGAACACGCUGCUGCUGAUAACUGUUGACAUGUCGCGGCCGUGGAACGCUUUGGAUUCCCUCCAGAAGUGGGCAGCCGUUGCUAGGGAACACAUCGACAAACUCAGAGUGGCCCCAGAAAAGCUGCGGGAGCUGGAACACCGAGUUGUGAAACAGUUCCAGGAGUACACAGAGCCGGGCAGUGGGGAGGAUGGCACACCUCAGAGGAGGAGUGAAGAUGAGGAGGGCGUGCUGCUGCCGUUAGGAGACAACACACUGACGCACAACCUGGGAAUACCAGUGGUGGUGGUCUGCACUAAGUGUGACGCCAUCAGCACCUUGGAGAAGGAGCAUGACUACAGAGACGAACACCUGGACUUCAUCCAGUCCCACAUCAGACAUUUCUGUCUGCAGUAUGGCGCCUCUCUGCUUUACACAUCAGUGAAGGAGAUGAAGAACCUGGACAUCCUGUACAAAUAUCUGGUCCACAGACUUUACGGCUUUCCCUUCCACAGCCCUGCUCAAGUGGUGGAAAGGGAUGCUGUCUUCAUUCCAUCAGGCUGGGACAAUGAGAAAAAGAUUGCAAUACUUCAUGAGAACUUCCAGACAGUAAAAGCAGACGACGGCUAUGAAGACGUAAUAGUCAAACCUCCAGUUCGAAAGGUUGUUCAUGAAAAAGAAAUUCAGGCAGAAGAUGACCAAGUGUUCCUGGUGAAACUGCAGUCGCUGCUUGCCAAACAGCCUGCUGUGACAGCAGGGCGACCAGUGGACACCACUAGCAGGGCGCCCACAGGCUCGCCGAGGACAAGUAACCGCUCUGCAGCGGCCAACGUCGCCAACGCCAUGCCACAGUCCGGUCAGACCAGCGAGGGGGUGCUGGCCAACUUCUUUAACAGCCUACUGACAAAAAAGGCGGGGGCAGGAGGGCCCGGGACGCCCGGUGGUGGCAACAAUACUCCUGGAACUGUACGGAAGUCAGGAUCGAAGCUGGGCCUGAGCGACGUCCAGGCAGAGCUGGACCGCAUAUCCAGCCGAGAGACUGACCCAGACUUGUCCAAUGCCAAUGAGACCCCCGCCAACGAUGGCCAGGACACAUGAAGAGCAACCAACCCCCCUUCACCCCUGUUCCCCUUUUCUCCCCACCUCAGUCACCGUUCACCUCCAUUCUCCCCUCCACCUUCACCCUACAUUUCAUUAAAGGGAUGCUGGGGAAGCGGAGGGGUGGAUGUACAGUUAUUCCUCUCCGUUAUCUUUUCACUCUCUUCUCAAGGAGAAGAAGUUGCCAUCUCCUCCCAUGUUCCUUCUCCCACACCCAACCAGCCCCCUUUUUUUCUGGCUUUUAACACUAAGGACAAGUAUCUGUCACUGUUACUUGCAAGACUGUCUGUUACAUGAGAAUAUAUCAGUAAGGGGACCAGUUGGGGAGAAAGGAAAAGAGAGGUGGGUUCAAGAAUGAAAGCAAGGGUGUUUUAUCCAUCCAUUUAUUGCGAUGGUACAGUUGGUGUUUUUACAGUAGGAAAGGCUGAGGGCGCAUGUGAAAGAAAUUGCACUUAGGUAAUAUAGGGAUGAUUGUGUGUGUUUAAUGUAAGGCAAGGGACACUUUGCUAAAGGAAGGGACGGAGGGAAAACCUAAACAAACAUGCAAACAGUUUUUUUUUUAAGAUGAAGGGAAAAACAUACAGUAUUUGUGUGUAUGUGUGUGUGAUUGUGUGUGUGUGUGUGCGUGUGUAAGACUGAGAACAGCAAAGUGAGAAUGUG
Messenger RNA from Menidia menidia (Atlantic silverside), 2217 nucleotides. Lineage: Eukaryota; Metazoa; Chordata; Actinopteri; Atheriniformes; Atherinopsidae. The record is from the annotation of a GenBank genome assembly.